AUGGAAGUGAAGACAGCACCUACAAAAAGGGUUUACAUCAGCAUGCCAAAGAAAUACUUUGCUGCUUUAGCUAAGAAAUAUGAACUGGACCAUGGGCUGGUUAUAAAAGACUUGAAUCCCUAUGUAAAUGAAGGAUAUGUCCGAGCCUACUUUAGAGAAUGGGGCACUGUUACAGCCUGUAAGAUUAAGAAGAAUCAGAGCUCAGGGGAGAACAAAGCUGUGGCGUAUGUGAGAUUCUCCACAGAGGACGAAGCAGACAGAGCAGAGUGGGCCGGUCCUCACUACAUCGGAGGCGAUGUGGAAGUGAAACGAGUAGUCAGUCCAAAGAUGGAGGAUGAUGCAGAGGAGGAGGUGGCUGCUGUUAAUGCCAAUAAGCCCCGCCCACGGCGUUCAAUGGGUCUGGGUUACAUACUGGAGGAUGCCCAGUGGCUGGAUGAUGAGGAUCAGGGAUAA
Cheilinus undulatus (humphead wrasse) is the source of this 453-nucleotide messenger RNA. RefSeq names its product heterogeneous nuclear ribonucleoprotein A0. Gene Ontology annotation, molecular function: RNA binding. Lineage: Eukaryota; Metazoa; Chordata; Actinopteri; Labriformes; Labridae. The coding region runs from base 1 to 453 and encodes 150 amino acids. The record is from RefSeq and is a predicted model, not a curated record. The transcript has 4 exons.